UUUUCUAAUUUCCCCUUCCCGUUUAGCCCUGUCUCUCUCCCAAAGCAGAAACCCAAACCCAGAAAAAUGUCUCAACCUCCCUCGCCUCGUCAGUACCAUCAUCACUGGUGAACAACGCCGAAGUGUCCGACGUGUACAGCGGCGCCAUCUCGCUAUCGUGACCCAUUUCCCAGCGGCAUUGACGAGGAAACCCAAACACAUUCAAAUUUCUCAAGAUUUCUCGCCUCGUCAGGACCAUCACCACUCGCCAGUGAACAACAUUGAACUCUUCGACGUGUACACGGCCUAGAAUCUCCUCCGUCGUGACCCAUUUCCCAGCGGUGCCGAUGAGCAACAACACCAACGUCACCCAUUUCCCCAUUUCGCCAUGGACGAUCUCCUCCGACCCAAUGCGGUGCUUCCCUCCUUCACUCAGCUCAGCUCAGCCUGUAAUAUGUCUUUUGCCACUACUUAUGAGUCCACUUCUAGUGGCCAUAUGUGUGAUAUGGAUCGGUGUGUGGAAAGGACCUCCCUAUCUAUCCGUAAUUUCGGUAGGAGGUUCUAUGGAUGUUAGCAGUGGUUGCCGGUUAGUAUUACAUGAUUUUAUUGUCGUUACAUAUUUGACUUGUCAUAUUCUUACUGUCUUUGCUAACCAUCUUUUAUAUGCCUUCAAUGUUGUAUGCAGGACUCCGAUCAGGCAUGUAAAUUUUUCAAAUGGUUGGACAAGAACAUGUCCACGUGGCUGUGCAACAACACCACUUGUCCAUGAAAGGUUUACCCGAUAUAAGGCCGAGGCCAUAGCUGCAAGAAAUGAAAGGAAUGAGGCUCAUGCAAGGGAAGCAAAAGCACGGGAGCUCCUAAGGAUAGCAAAGCGCAAGGCUAAAAAAACAAAGCUCGCACUCCGGACUGCUGAAGACAAGGUCUACAAGUAUAGGCUAGCUUUAUUUUUUUCUUGGACUAUGGUUGGCAUUUAUUUUGUAUUCUUUACUGCUUUUGGGGGCCAUGGCCAUACACGACUGUGUCUGCCAUGACCCAUAGACAAUCACGUGUGUAAUGUAAAUAUAUUUCAUAUUUAAGCUUUUUCUAUUUUGUUGGAUCAUCUUUUUCUUUUCUUUUUUCAAAUAAGAGUUUGAUCAGCUAUGUAGUUGUUGUGAUCCAAAA
Messenger RNA from Quercus lobata, 1140 nucleotides. RefSeq lists its product as uncharacterized. Bases 327 to 1010 code for a protein of 227 amino acids. The record is from RefSeq and is a predicted model, not a curated record. Lineage: Eukaryota; Viridiplantae; Streptophyta; Magnoliopsida; Fagales; Fagaceae. The transcript has 2 exons.